This is a messenger RNA of Chondrus crispus (carragheen), 2640 nucleotides long. RefSeq lists its product as hypothetical. The record is from RefSeq and is a predicted model, not a curated record. The transcript is spliced from 2 exons. Bases 1510 to 2640 code for a protein of 376 amino acids. Lineage: Eukaryota; Rhodophyta; Florideophyceae; Gigartinales; Gigartinaceae.
GGGGGUUGGAAAAACUUAAACGCAGAGCAUACCUCCAUGCACAGCUGCCGUUGUAUUUCAUGAUUAUGCAGGCGGGUACACCACAGUUGUUUCAGGUGGUCGGCGCGUAGGCGCGAAGUGACCUUGUUGACUUGUUCGUCUACUGUCCAUGCCGCCUUUGGAGAUUGUCUCAAGCCUUCCAUAUAAUCAUGAUGCCGACACCAGAAUCUUCAUUGAAGGUCCUGGAGAGAAAGCUCGACAAUUCACAAAUGGGCUGCUCUGCUUUAGGUUGCAGCCAGGACACUCUCUGCUACACCACCAGGCUACAGGCUUUGGAAACGUUGGACAGUGUGUGGCGCAGGGUGAUUGUGUCUACCCACGGAUUCCGCGAGGGCCUCUGUUCAGGUUUACCACCGGCAUCUGAUUAAUGCAGUGGAACUAUAAGAGAGGACACGGGACACGAGUUGAGGUCAUGUUCGGGUGUACAACCAAAGCAAAUUUCAUGUGGUGGUUGUCAUGAGAGCCAUACGUGCACACAAAGCACACGCAUGACAGCACAACUAGAUCACCUCUCUCGCCGCCGUCACACAAAUCCCUAUCCUCCCCUUAUAAGGUAGACAGGCAAUAGGCAUCAGUAAACGGAGUCAUCGAUCUUGCACCACAGUGGUUCUAUGGAAACCCGUACUGUACCUUCACGGGGCGAAGCGUAUCUGCUCCUCGGCUUGAUCGCACAAUCUCUUUUCUCAGCUGCUGUAUCCUGCCGUUGGGAAUGCGGCGACCUGCAUCGCUGUGUUCGGGAUAUAAGUGGUGGCUGGACGUGUGCUGGUGGCGGUAUUGCACUUUGCGGGCUCAUAUGUAGGACAUACCUUAGGUAGCGUAUAAUUAUUGCGACUAUUGUACAUACCGGGCAUUUAGCGCCUUCCGCACGCGCGAGGACCAUUUUGUAGGGAGGGCUAAGGAGACUAGUAACGCGAAGUUUGGACCAAACUCCUUGUCCUGCGAGGAAAGAGAUCGCGACUGUCCUUUUUUUGCGUCUCGUUUUUCGACGCGUUCGCGAGAUGGAGCGAGUGCAUCUCCCUUUAAGUGCCGCUUAGCACCGCGACCAACGCAUGUAUCCAUCUGCAUGUCCAACGGCUACGGUUACCAACAUGAGUUUCCCAGCUUUUCAUCGAAGACAAUGCCCGUUCAUUGUCAUGGCCAGAUGUUCGUGGCCAUACGGUCGCGGUCUCCCUACACAUCAACUUGCGACCACACAUACUACUCCGUCCAACUGUUCUCUACUUCCUAUCUAGUGUUUGCUACCCAGUAUGAGCACCCACGCUCUUCCGAGACACAAGUCUCGAGAGACCAGACUGCGAGAACCAGCUCCAAACACAUAGCCCUACUAACCUCACCCAACACGGUGCAAUGAUGAAGCGCUGAAGACUAUUCAAUACUUAACGCGCCCCGUGCCUGCCGAUCACGGUAUGUCUCAUUCUGGACUAGGCCAAGCAAGGGGUACGAGGUACCCUUCUCCAUACCGGAAAAAAGAUGAGGUUUGCUUCAGCUCUCGUCGUCCUUGCAUAUGCAUUCCACACCCAGGCAUGGCGCUUCGAUAUCCAGGGCAUGUUUGAGAGUGGGCCGUUAACCUUUCUACGACGCCCGAGCCAGGACAAUCAUGCCGCAGCAGAAGAAGUUGAGCCUAAGACCUUACUGAGACACAAUGAGUUUCGGGACGGACAAAUACAACUCUCAAACUUACCCUGCGUCUUAGAUGACAUUCAAACUAUUGGUGCUUGCCUAUGUGCUGAAGCCCGAGAUCUCGAAGGAAUCAGAUUCACGCGUCGAGAUACAGCGCUUUGCACUUCCCUUUUACAGCUCGAACCUGAACUAUGGAGGCAAAGGUGUGACGUCUUCACGGACUCAAACGGAAACGUGCAACGGUUCCGCCUGGUACAUGUCGUAUUCAAAACUCUCGCAGAGUGCAAGCCUGAGAGAGUGGAGAAAGAAACAAGAAUUGCGAGGAGAAGAUUAGCGACUUCCGAUUGCACCGGAGAGGAGUGCAAUAAGAGUACAACGGAUGAGGUAAGGGCAAAUGCGAUGCAGCCGCAGGUGAGAAUAUCCGGUCUCCGAAUGUACAUUGAGGGGCUGAAUGGAAUAGGAGAUGACUUGACAUCCGGGACAGCGGAGGAAUUGACGUCCUCUAUGGCGUACGUGGAACGCAGGGUACGACAAAGCAAACGGUUUCAACCAAACAAACAGGGUAACAUUACCGCGUCUUUAGAAGUGCUUCUAAAAAUUGGGAAAAAGAUAAGUAGUGUUUUAGUUCCACUUCCGCCAGCCUUAAUAGCAAAGCUUAGGGGACGGAAGUACAGGGUCGAAUGCAAAUGGAAAAAUGGAAAGUUGUCGAGGGUGACUGUAACUAGAAAGAAGGUGGAGCUAAUGAUGAACAAUUGGGUAGAAGUGGAGUUGCCACUACGAACUGUGAAAGAUGAGUCAUACCUGGAUGGUACUGAUCGUCAGAGAGGACGGGUAAAAGAACCGGAUACAGUGGGUGUCACGAAGUGUCGAGUGAGGAGAGCAGCUGACAGGGAACUAACGGUCACUUGCGAAUGCAGGAGAUUGAGCAGAAGGGACAGAAGGGACCCCAGAAACGGAAACCCCGCUGAGGAAACAAGGUAA